GAAGAUCUGAGCCCAAGGGAAAUACAAGAAAAAUACUCUUUCUCUCCAAGCAGCCUGCUGUGCAGCUCUUACUGAACUUGUGCUCAAUGACACCAAUGCUCACCAAGUAGUUCAGGAAAAUGGUGUUUACAUUAUUGGUAUGCUGAUUUUACCAAGCAGACAAAAUGAUUGUACCAGAAGCAAGUCUAUUUUAUUACAGUGUUAUGCGUUCCGAGCAUUAAGAUUUCUCUUUAGCAUGGAAAGAAACCGAGAUCUGUUCAAAAGGUUUUUCCCACCAGAUUUGUUUGAGAUGUUUAUUGACAUUGGUCAUUACGUUCGAGACAUCAGUGCCUAUGAAGACCUUGUAUCUAAAUUGAAUUCACUACCAGAAGAUGAACUGAAGCAAGUGGCUGAUGGCAUUGAAGGCAUCAAUCAGAACAAAACUCCCACAAAAUUUAUUGGAAACUAUGCAAUUCUAGAUCACCUUGGAAGUGGAGCAUUUGGGAGUGUAUAUAAGGUG
Staurois parvus is the source of this 499-nucleotide messenger RNA. The record is from the annotation of a GenBank genome assembly. Lineage: Eukaryota; Metazoa; Chordata; Amphibia; Anura; Ranidae.